This is a messenger RNA of Habropoda laboriosa, 2246 nucleotides long. It is a transcript of the gene cactin, whose product is annotated as cactin. The coding region runs from base 93 to 2246 and encodes 717 amino acids. The transcript has 6 exons. Gene Ontology annotation, biological process: mRNA cis splicing, via spliceosome. Gene Ontology annotation, cellular component: spliceosomal complex; cytoplasm. NCBI's taxonomy places the organism in Eukaryota, Metazoa, Arthropoda, Insecta, Hymenoptera, Apidae. The record is from RefSeq and is a predicted model, not a curated record. Gene Ontology annotation, molecular function: protein binding.
UACUACAUCGAAGAAUUAUAUUUUGUGAGGUUAAGUGUCACAACAAUACAUCAAGUAUUUUUUAUGGAGGAGAAUAAUAAUCCAGAAUAGAAAUGGAUAAGUAUUCUCAUAGAAGAGAUUAUGAGAGAUUAAACAAGGAAGAUAGAGAUCGGCAUAGGUAUAAAGAUAGGGUUUCACGUAAAGAUAGUGAUAGUGAUUAUGAUAGGCGUUCUAAAGGAUCAAAAUCGGGAUAUAAAUGCUCUAAAAGUUCUAGUCUAAAAUAUAAAAAAUCCAGUAGACAUAGGGACACUUCUGAAACCCGCGAAUCUCGUAAAAAAUCUUCGAAACAUAAAAGCAGAAGAAGAUCCUCAUCAUCUUCUCCUUCAAGUUCAACUGAAUCCAGUACUUCAUCUUCAUCUAAUUCUUCAUCAGAUUCUACAAAGCUUUUAGAAAAGCUUCAGAAACAGAGACAGAAACAAAUUGAGGAUAGAAAACGCCAGAAGGAGUUGAUGAAAGCUACAGAAACACCAGAAGAAAAGAGAUUACGUCGUUUAAAGAAGAAGGAAGCUAAAGAACGUAAAAGAAAAGAAAGAAUGGGGUGGGAUAAUGACUAUUUACAUUAUACAAAUACAGAUAAUCCAUUUGGUGAUGGAAAUUUGCUUUCCACCUUUGUGUGGUCUAAAAAACUUGAAAAAGAAGGUUUACUUGGUGUCAGUAGGGAGGAAUUAGAAAUUAGAAAUAGAUAUAAGCAAGAAGAAAAUAAAAGAGAAUUAGAAAAAGUUAAAAAAAGAAGGCAGGAAAGAGAAUUAGAAAGACAACAAAGAGAAGAAGAAAUGACAAUGUUGCAAAGGGGAAAAGAAGCUGCUCAGUUGGAACAAUGGGCAAGGCAGGAAGAUCAAUUUCAUUUAGAGCAAGCAAGAUUAAGAUCGCGUAUUAGAAUACAAGAUGGUCGUGCAAAACCAAUUGAUCUUCUUGCCAAGUAUAUUAGUGCAGAAGAAGAAGUUGAUGCUGUAGAAAUGCAUGAACCUUACACUUAUUUACAUGGAUUACAUGUGAAAGAUUUAGAGGAUCUUAUUGAGGAUAUUAAAGUUUAUAAAGAAUUAGAACGUGGUAAAAAUUUGGAUUAUUGGAAUGACAUUACAGUAAUUGUUGAGGAUGAAUUACACAAAUUGAGAAAAUUAGAAAGGUCAGAAUAUGAAGUUGCUGUUGGUAGAAGAGAGGGUAUACAUGAAUCAGUAGCUAAAGAUGUGACUGCCAUUUUUAAAGGAAAAACGGCAGCACAAUUAGAAGCCUUACAAUUACAAAUUGAAGGAAAAAUUACAGGAAAGCCUGAAGGUGUGGAUAUAGGAUAUUGGGAAAGUCUUUUGUCCCAACUCAAAGCACACAUGGCGAGAGCACGGUUAAGAGAUCGACAUCAAGAAAAUUUGCGCAAAAAGUUGGAGGUUUUAAUUGCUGAACAAGGUGUAGCCAGAACGGAUAAUGAAACCGAAAAUUCACAAGCAACUGGUGAGCAAUUGGAAAAACAAGACGAGCCAGCUACCAGUACGACUGCAGAAAAAAGCGAAGAGAGUCAAUCAGACGAUGAUCAAGAAGCUACUAAUGCAGCUGAUGAUCUUUUGUCAGAAUCAUUCUGCGAGUACGAAUCAGGAGGAUAUUCUCCAAAAUAUAUUCCUUAUUCUCAACUUGAGCCAGGAACAUUAGUUACUUUAGAAGAGGACGAUAGUCAACGAUUAGAAUACGCAAGAAAUCAAGUGCUCAGUACGGGUCGAAAGAUUCAAAACGUUAUGACUGCGGAAGAACAAGCAAUGCACAGAGAAGCACGUAAAAACAUGAGUUCCGAUGAGGCACAAUUUAGCGUCGAGUCAUCUUUGGAAGCACAGAUUUAUCUCUGGUCUGACAAGUAUAGACCUAGGAAACCAAGGUACUUCAAUCGGGUUCAUACCGGUUUCGAGUGGAAUAAGUAUAAUCAAACACAUUACGACAUGGAUAAUCCACCACCGAAGAUCGUUCAAGGCUAUAAGUUUAACAUAUUCUAUCCGGAUUUAAUAGAUAAAAACACAACUCCAGAAUACUUCUUGACACCUUGUGCUGAUAAUAAAGACUUCGCUAUUUUACGGUUUCACGCUGGUCCACCAUACGAAGAUAUUGCAUUUAAAAUUGUUAACAGGGAGUGGGAAUAUUCAUAUAAACGUGGAUUUAGAUGUCAAUUUCAUAACAACAUUUUCCAAUUAUGGUUUCACUUCAAGCGUUAUCGAUAUCGUCGAUAG